Messenger RNA from Trypanosoma cruzi, 145 nucleotides. Its product is annotated as mucin TcMUCII, putative. The transcript has a single exon. The record is from RefSeq and is a predicted model, not a curated record. NCBI's taxonomy places the organism in Eukaryota, Euglenozoa, Kinetoplastea, Trypanosomatida, Trypanosomatidae. The annotation marks the transcript as partial.
AUGAUGACGUGCCGUCUGCUGUGCGCCCUGUUGGUGCUUGCUUUGUGCUGCUGCCCGUCCGUUUGCGUGACAGCGAAUGAAGUUAAUGGUGCCCCAAGAACUGACCACGCUGUGCCAAAGGUACCAGAGGUACCGGAACCAGGCA